UAGCUUUUAAAUAAAGCCCAUAUUAAAUAAGUCCUUUUAAUAAUACCCAAGGGCAUAUAUUAUCCUUGUCUUUUAUUUUCAGCGACGGAAUAAAACUUCCUCCGGCCGGUGGGUUACGAGAGCAGAUCACACCAUAACGAUGGUUUUAUUACAGUUGGACCCGUUCCUCAAUGAACUCACGAGCAUGUUUGAGAAAAGUAAAGACAAGGGUUCUGUCUGGGUUACUUUGAAAAGAUCGUCGUUGAAGUCUAAGCUGCAGAAGAGGAAGCUGAGCUCAGCUGGAGAAUCUAUAGAGUACAGAUGCCUUAUUCGAGCAACUGAUGCUAAGAAAACGAUCUCUACUUCGGUUGGGGCUAAGGAUCACCUGAGAUUUCAAGCAUCAUAUGCUACUAUUCUUAAGGCUCACAUGACUGCUUUGAAGAAGAGGGAGAGGAAAGACCGGAAGAAAUCCACAGAGGCUGAGAAGAAAGAAAGCACUUCCACCACUACUAGUAAACCCACCAAGAAACUUUGAUUUCUCCUUUUGUUGUUCUCACAUUGACUUGUUGCUUAGAAAUUGAAUUUUGAAAUGGAUUCCAAAGAAUUUGAUCUAUGUCAUUAUAUAGAUUUUGGCUUUGCAUUUUGA
Molecule: messenger RNA, 625 nt
Organism: Brassica rapa (field mustard)
Lineage: Eukaryota; Viridiplantae; Streptophyta; Magnoliopsida; Brassicales; Brassicaceae
Product: signal recognition particle 14 kDa protein
Biological process (GO): SRP-dependent cotranslational protein targeting to membrane
Cellular component (GO): signal recognition particle, endoplasmic reticulum targeting
Molecular function (GO): 7S RNA binding; endoplasmic reticulum signal sequence receptor activity
Source: RefSeq, a predicted model, not a curated record